AUCACCCGUCAUAAAUCACCGCCGCUGGAAUCGUGUCGGAUACUGCUGCCCUGAUUGCGCUUGCCGCACAUCGCCAACCUUGACCGCCACUACGAUGUCACGUCUUGCUUCCAGGCCGAUGAAUCCGCUACUGAGCGUCGGCUGCUCCUGGUGGGUGGCCCCGACAACAUCAGCGUGCUGUCAACCUGCGGUGCGCCGUUCCGCUCCCACACGCCACAUGCAUGCUACGAUCCCAAGGGGGACAGUACCAGAACACGCUGCAUAUCGGUACUCCGGGCGCGAGACCAGCCGAUCCUCCUUGCCACCAUCCUUUGCCCAAAGCGCUUCACCUGAUCAAGCUCAUGUUCACGGAGGGGAAGCAGCGCAGCUGAACCGCACUGAUGCGGACGUGACCGCUCACCGAGCGCGAAUGGCCGUGCAGCGCCAGAGUCGCCAAGCUGGAAGUGGAGACAUGCACACCGGCAGGGGUGCCACCGUCACAGCCCCAGCGCCGGAAUCCGCAAGCGUCCCCCAACCUUCCGUCUCUGCUUUUGAGACCUCGCCUGGACCAACUCCCGAGCGCGAGAUCUCUCCCGAAGAUGCUGCUUCGAAAGCGGGCACAAUGGCGAGGCAAGCGGAAGGUACAGCUUGCUCGUCCCUCAGCCCUAGCUCUCCUUCUGCGCCUAGAUCACAACAAGCCUCCUCUUCGUCUCAGCCGCAAUCGGUGCAAGCGGAGGGACCUGCUGCUUCGGUUCCGAUAGAGCCAGCAUCUGGCGAGACGGCGACACCGUCGAAGAUGAAGGCGGCGCCUCGCAAAGGCACUCAGCUAAAAGCUCAGAAGGCAGCAAUUUCUCUGGUGAGUUCCAAAGUUUUCUUUGAUUUGAGAACACUGGUGAGCUGAUUGCGCAAUUUGUUGCGUAGACUCCAACCGCCGUUGAGCGACUGCAGUCGCUGCUUCACGGGUCUCAAGGGCCGCGCCUGAUCAGAAUCGGGGUCCGUAACAAGGGCUGCGCUGGCAUGA
Ceraceosorus guamensis is the source of this 1000-nucleotide messenger RNA. RefSeq lists its product as hypothetical. The transcript has a single exon. Bases 95 to 880 code for a protein of 261 amino acids. The record is from RefSeq and is a predicted model, not a curated record. NCBI's taxonomy places the organism in Eukaryota, Fungi, Basidiomycota, Exobasidiomycetes, Ceraceosorales, Ceraceosoraceae.